This is a messenger RNA of Trifolium pratense (red clover), 683 nucleotides long. RefSeq names its product putative SERF-like protein. Bases 216 to 404 code for a protein of 62 amino acids. The transcript has 4 exons. Lineage: Eukaryota; Viridiplantae; Streptophyta; Magnoliopsida; Fabales; Fabaceae. The record is from RefSeq and is a predicted model, not a curated record.
AACAAAAAAAAUUAUUUUAUUAGUAAAAAAAAAUUAUUUUAUAUUUGUUUGCCAAGCUGGUCACGAAUCUUCAAAGUCCAAUCCAAAUAAUUUCCCUUCCUUAUAAUUUCUUCUCUUUCUCAAUUUUCAUUAUUCGCUGCAUUCGGACCUUUUAAUCAGGGUUUUUCAUCGACUCUCAUCUCGUUUCGUUGUUGAAGAAUCGAUUAUCAAUCAUCAUGACUCGCGGUAACCAGAGAGAGAAAGAUCGUGAAAGGGCUCAAUCUAGAGUUGGUGGUUCUAAAGGAAAGCCAACAAAGACUGAUGGAUUGACCCCUGAACAGCGUAGGGAAAGGGAUGCAAAGGCACUGCAGGAGAAAACUGCUAAGAAAGCAGCUCAGGAUGCUGCAGGUGGAAGCAAAAAAUAGGCAAUGAUUUGAUUAUUAUUGUUAUUACUGAUUUUGAGGUUGAAGUGUUGUUGGUUUUAUAUAUUUAUGGAAAAUUGAAAGUAUCUGUAUUUUAUUUUGUGAUCAUCUUUUUUGGGUAGGACUUUACAAUCAAAUGUCUGCAUUAUUGUCAUGUGGGGUUACUCAACAAAUAAUUGGUAUUUCCUUUAAAAGGAUUGAUGUUGGAUGCUGAGUCAGGGAGUUGUAUUUUAUUUUUGUAUGGAAUGGAAUACUAGCAUGUGAUGAUAUUGUUGAUCUUUA